Molecule: messenger RNA, 5840 nt
Organism: Chrysoperla carnea
Lineage: Eukaryota; Metazoa; Arthropoda; Insecta; Neuroptera; Chrysopidae
Product: transcription factor Sp4-like
Exons: 10
Coding region: 89-2800 (903 amino acids)
Biological process (GO): regulation of transcription by RNA polymerase II
Molecular function (GO): RNA polymerase II cis-regulatory region sequence-specific DNA binding; DNA-binding transcription factor activity, RNA polymerase II-specific
Source: RefSeq, a predicted model, not a curated record
AUUAUGUUAAAUUUAUCAUCGUGAAUAUCGUAAAAGUGAAUGUAUUUUAUUUAUUUAGUUUAUGUUAAUUGUUAUUUUAAAAUAAACUAUGUCGAAUGCUACACGAAUUAAAAGUGAAUUCGAAGAAAAUGAGAAUAUAUCUUCGGUACAGCAACAAGAUGUAAAACCAAGUCCAUCACCAUUAGCAUUAUUAGCAGCAACUUGUGGUAAAAUUGGUGGUACUGCUGAGCAACAGCAACAGCAACAACAGCAGCAGCAGCAGCAACAGUGGCAACAACAACCUCAACAAAUUCAGAUAACAACAAACGGUGGUGACCAAACAACUCAAUUACGUUUAAUCAAUGCCAGUGAUCCACAACAAUUAGCUGCCACAAUUAUGGCAGUACAACAACAACAACAGCAGCAGCAGCAACAACAAGCUGCAGUUGCUGUUGCACAAGCUCAACAACAGCAACAAGUUCAACAACAACAAAUCCAACAACAGCAACAACAACAGGGUGCAACUACACCAAAUAAUGUGCAACGUAAUAAUGCAACACCAAAUGAACAACAAUUUUGUGUUACGAGUCAGCCACAAGUUAUAACUUUGUCACAAUUGCAAAGUUUUUUACCCCAACAUCAGAUAAUGGCGAUUGCAUCUGGUUCAUCAGAUGUAAAUAAUGCGGCAGCUCAACAAUCGAUUGUUAGUUGUGCGGGUGGUAAUUUAAAAACAUUUGUCACAACUACAGCUGGUGGUCAACCACAAGUUGUUUCAUUACAACCUCAUCAAUUUUUACAACAAGCAAAUCAAAUUAAAUGGGAAGGAAAUCAAACUGGUUUAACAUACAAUGUAAUUCCGCAACCUGCAAUGCAAACCGUAACGGUGGAUGGACAAGAAGCAUUAUUUAUACCGGCACAAGCUCAACAUCAACUUUUUCAAACACCUACUGGACAAUUAAUACGAGCCCCAGCUGGAGCUGUAUUGGCACCUAAUCUAAUGGGCCAAACUGUUCAACUACCCAACGGUAAUUCAGCAAUGAAUUCUGAUGGACAAACAGUACGAGCAAUGUUACAACAACAAGCUUGCAUUCCUGUACAAGUUCCAAUUUCGUCACAGCAACAAAAUGGAGCUGGACAAACCUUAUAUCAAACUGUCCAUUUUCCCCUACAAGCAUUCAUGACACCGAAUAUAAUACAAGCUCAACAAGCGAAUCAAGCUCACCCUGUACAAAUCAUCCAACAAUUAACUGGACAACAAAUGCAAUCACAACCAACUGUAGCCAAUAUAAUAACACCAUCAGGGCAAAUACAACAAGUGCAAUUGACAUCACUGGCUCAGCAGUUGAGCAAUCAAGUACAAUUACAGCAAUUACAACAACAGCAGCAACAACAACAGCAACAACAACAACAGCAACAAAAUAUGUUGGCGCAGCAACAAGUACAAGCGGCUGUUCAAGCUCAGCAACAAGCUGCUGCUCAAGCAGCGGCUGCAGCUGCAAAUGGUCAAUCAUCGAAUGCGGCUACGUCUAGUACGUGGAGUUGUACAUCAGCAGUGUCAACACCAAGUGUUACUGUACAAACGGUUUCGGCUCCAAACAUUGUUUGUAGUACAAUGCCUUCAAAUGAUGGAAACGGAGGAUCGACUCAAGCACAACCAGUAAGCUUAUUACAAAAUGUUAAUGCAGCCGCCGCAAGUCAAGGUCAAACACUUACAUUACCUGGUGGACAACAAAUUACAGUUAUACCAGCAACCGCAUUAAAUCUAAACAAUCAACCGUCUGGUGUAACCAUUCGUCAGGGUAACAAUAUUUUACAAGUGCCAAAUUUAAAUGCAUUAUCAUCAUUUCCCAUACAAAGUAUACCCGGUGUGGGUAAUGUCCAAGUAAUACCAGCUAGUUCAUUACAAGGACUUACUCAAGUUGGACAAGGUACUCAACAUCAAUCACCAUCAACAGCCACUUUACAAGUCCUUCCAUCGGGUGCAACACAAAUCAUUGGUCAACAAGUGCAACAAGAUCCAACGGAUCCAAGUAAAUGGCAAAUAUUACAAAGUAUAAAUGGUAACACACUGUCACAAAUUGCAUCUGGUGUUGUUGUACAACAAGCUGUACCAAUUACACAAAUCUCAUCGGAUGCUCAACAAACACAACAAACGGUGACAUCCGGUAUUGUUAGUACUGUAGGAGUUGAAGGUGCUACGCCAGUUAAGCCACGUGUACGUCGUGUAGCUUGUACAUGUCCCAAUUGUAGGGAAGGAGAAAGGCAUACAGAUCGUAAAAAACAACAUGUGUGUCAUAUUUCUGGCUGUAAUAAAGUCUAUGGUAAAACAUCACAUUUACGAGCACAUUUACGAUGGCAUACUGGUGAACGUCCAUUUGCAUGCUCAUGGCUAUUUUGUGGUAAACGAUUUACACGUAGUGAUGAGCUGCAACGACAUCGAAGGACACAUACUGGUGAAAAACGUUUUCAAUGUUCAGAAUGUUUCAAGAAGUUUAUGCGCAGUGAUCAUCUAUCAAAACAUAUCAAGACACAUACAAAACAACGUAUUACGUUGGAUUCUGAAGGGAACGAUAUCAAACCAACAGCUGAUGGAAAUUUCAAAAAAGAGAUUCAAAAUGCAAAUUGGGUGAAUUUGGGUCAAUCUAACGGCGAUAAUAUUUAUACCAUCAAACAAAUUAAUAUGUCUCAGGAGGCUGCUACUUCAACACAAUCAGCUUCAUCGGAUAGUUCGAGUGGUGAUGAAAAAAUGAUGAUUACAAUUACAACUGAAGCGGAUCAAUCUGACCUAACCAUCAAUGAUCCAUUGGAUGCGUCUGAUUGAGACAACGAUUAAAACAAAUUUUCUAAUGGGUUAUGAAUACCCCUGGUAUGAAAACAUAGCAACAAAGUCUGAGAUAUCGUUCAAUGUUACACCCUUCUAACUGUCCGUCCUUGAAUUAUUUUUUGUUCAAAACGAUAGUGUUGAGUCUCUAUUUUGCAAUUUCAUUAUAUCUCAAACAUUUGAAUUUUUCCCAUUUGUUAAAAUAUCUCUUUUUGUGUUAAUAAAAUUAGAAAAUGUUUGGCCCCACGUGAAUUUUUCAUAAAUGUGAAUGACUAUUGUAAUUUCAUAGUAAUAAAGUCCAGAAUUGUUUCUUUGGGCGAUAAUUUUAAAAAGAGCGAAGCAUUAUGCGGAUAAAUUUGUCGAAAAAAGCAACUCUUCACUGAAUAAUAUGUAAAAUAUGAGAAACAAGAUGUGUUAAUGUUUCGUUAUCCUGACCAGGUGUGGCCAAUCUUUGUGUAUGAAAGUGCCAUUUUUUUUCUAAAGAAAUGUUUAAUGAGGCCAUAGACGUGACUUCGUGAUUAUUGACGUGAGAUACGCAAUUAAUUCUUCUUUAAUGAAGUUUCUUACCCAAUAUCGAUCAAAAACAGCUAAACGUGCAGAUUUAGUGGCAUCGGUGCUUUUGUCAAAACAUAGAGGUGUAAAAGGAGUGGAUUUAAUGUAAAUUUUUUGUCGGUCUGUCACAUUUCCGGGCAGUAUUUAUAUUUUUUACUUUGUUAUAACGGUGUAAACAAUGAAAAAAAAUACAUGAAUAUUCCCUAUUACGUCAUUCACAUUUAAAAAUUAUACAAAAAUUUCAAUAACAUUGAGAACUAGGUAUAUGCAAUUUCAAAAAUCUAAAUUUUGUUAAUUUGUGCUUAAAUUGCCCCCUGAGAUAUAGCUGUAAAAUGGACACCUUUGUACAUACAGAUAAACGGUGUCUAUUAAAUCUGUGAAAUCGCGUUGUUUCACUAUUUACGAAUUACACUUGUGAUAUUUAAAAGUCUAAAUUAUAAAAUAUAUGUAUAAACUAAAUUAUAUAGCGCAUUUUUUUUUUUUUAAAUUACAGUUGUCUGUAAUUUUGCAAAAUAAAUAAUUUAAGCCAUAAGAUUAAUAUAAUUAAUUUAUAGACGCCAUAAUAUAUAUUUAUAAAUUUAAACCACAAAGGAUAUAUAAGUGAGUUAUUUUAAUCUGUAAUGGCUAAUAGCUCGUUUUUUAGUUAACCAUGGAUCAUAAAAUAAACAAAUAUUGUAAAAUUUGAUAGGGGACAUCAUGUUGUGACAUCAUAUUGGAUCUAAUUCUUCGGGUUGCUCUAGUAGCUAAUUUAGAUUCUAAAUGGCAAGGGAUAGAAUAACACGUGAUCCUUAAAAAUUAACAUUUUUUCGAAAAACGUUAGCUUUCGGAGGAAAUGUGACUUAAAAAUAUGUCAUUAUUGCAUUUAAUCGAAAGAAGAUACGCUUAAUCUUUAUCGAUAAUUGUCAAAGACAUGGAUACAGCCGAAUGUCCUCUAUUGUCUUUGACAAAUUUUGGCUAAAGCAUUUUGUCGUAGUUAGCGUGUGUUUUUUUUUCGAUUAAAUGCAAUAAUGACAUAUUUUUUAAGUCGAAUGUCCUCCCAAAGCUGUCGAUUUUCGAAAAAAUGUUUUAUAUGAAAAAGAUUUGAUGUCCCCCCAAAAAACUCUUUUGUUAUUAAAGUUAUUUUUUGAUGGAUUAACUACAAAACAAGCUACUGGCCAUUAGAUUAAAAUCCCCACCUUGUAUAUACAUAUAUAAAGAGGACGAUUAUAAUGUUAAGAAAAUUUCCUUAAAUUUGGGUCAUUUUUUUAUUACUAGAGAACACACCGAAAUCGCGCCCGUACGAUACUUCUGUUUAUGGAGACCGAACUUAAGCGGGAGAAUUGACUACAUUUUUGUUCUAUUAUUAUUUAUUAUAACACUAACAUCGGUAGUUUUUAGUUAGCACCGAAGUGCAUUGCACGAAAUAAAUACGAAUGUACGAACGAAAUAGUGAGAUUGGAGCGCCAACUGCUUAUAGCGUAUCUACGUGUGGCGUAUUAUUAAUUCACGUAACUAUCUUCGGGGCUUUAUUUUGAUAAAACAACCAACUGUUAUUUAGUCAGUUAAUCUGAUCGUCUCCUUUAUAUAUCUAUACUCUGUGAUUUAAACGAAUAAAAAUAGGUGUGUUUGGGCGAACAAAAUAUUAAGAAAAUUUAGGUGAGUGUCUAAUUUAACUUAUUUUUCCUUAUUUAUGUCAUUUAUUCCUUCCUUUUUUUUGCUAAAUUACUAACUUUGCUUGCCAAGAGCUUUGUUCGCCCGAACGCACACAAUAUAGUGUCAACUUUAGUUUAGCUGUUAUGUGAUCUAUAGACCAGUAUCUGAAACACAAUUAAAAAUAAAUUUUCCCUGGUGGAAAAAUAUUUGAAGAAAGAAUGAGUCUUAGAAACUCUGGAAAAGUCUUAAAACUCUUAACGUUUUUGGACUGUCUAAUACAACCUUGAUAAGUCUGAAUAACUUUGAUUAGACAGUCGAAAACCGUUGAGUUAUUCAGAGUUCCUAAGACUUUUUAAGACUUAUUCUUUCAUCAAAUAUUUUUUCUACCAGAGUGUAACAGGGAUGUUGCGAAAUUGAUGAUCACUUAGCAGCUAGAAUAGAUUUUUUAUAAAUAAAAUAAUUCGAAUCGUAAAUGAAUUUAAUGAAAUUGAUUCGCCUCUUUAACAAUUUCGAUUAGGUGUAAAAUUUUAUAUAAUAAUUAAUUACAAAGUAACAAGUAAAGACGGAAAUUAGUGUCUAUUUCUAAUUUUAUUCGUUGUGUACAGAAUGAAAUUUAGCGCCGUGCGCGAAAAUAAGCUCUGUAUAUUUUCAAAAUAAUACAAAUAUAUAAGUGUUAAUCAAGAUAUAGAAUUUAGAAUUGGAAUUUGUUAAAUUUUUACACCUAAUUGAUAAUGUGAGAAAGGCUAAUUAAGUUAUUAGAAUAGAAUAAUUUCGUGUACAAAAUACAAGAGAAAAAUUAUAUUUGUUAUUAAUUAUUAUUAUUAUUAUUGUUGUAGACAUUUUAGAAAACGAACGU